GCGACCCGGGGCGGUUGACUGGGCGCUGGUCCCCGCGGGUUCCAGACGGUUGGGAGUGGGGCCUCUUCAGCCGCGACCGGCUCCGGGAGGCCCUCCGAGCGGCCUGCCUCUCCGGGCCCAUGAAGAAGGCCUUAGGGGGCAAAGGCAAAAAAGAACCCCAAACCAAGGUCAAGGUCGAGCCAUCCAGUCACAAUUUGAGCAAAACUGAGGAGACCAAACUGACUGUGGGCAGCCUGGGAUUAGGCCUGAUCGUCAUCCAGCACGGACCCUACCUGCAGAUCACCCACAUCCUCAGGAAGGGGGCAGCAGCCAGAGAUGGAAAGCUCAAGCCAGGUGAUGUGCUGAUUAGUGUAGGCCAUGCCAACGUGUUAGGAUAUACGCUUCGACAAUUUUUAAAGCUUUUGCAUCAUAUCACCAUAGGAACAGUGCUACAAGUCAAGGUUUACCGAGAUUUUAUUGACAUACCAAACGAAUGGGAAGAUAUAUAUGAUUUAAUUCCUGAGACCAAGUUCCCAGUAACACGCACGAGGUCCGAGCAGUCAAAAGGUUCUUUGGCAGGCAGUGAUGACAAUGAAGAUGUAGUUUCAGAUAAAAACCUUGAGUAUUACAAACAGCAGAAGCCAAAAGGGCAGCAGUCUGCAAAGAGACCAAUGUCCAUCUCCAGAGAAUGGCACGGGUAUAAAAAGAAGAGCCACACCAUGAGCGUGGGGAAAGACGCACACUGUGAUGUGAUGCUUCACAGAGACCAGAAGAAGGAAGUGCGACCCCCCUCUCCGUACUGGACAAUGGCGAAGCGAGACUUUGAAAGCUCCUCCUCCUCCGGCUCCUCGGCCUCCGACGCGUUUUGGCUGGAAGACUAUGUCAAAGUUGAAAAGGACAAGGGGCAACCUGCACCGAAAGUUGCUUAGGCGUUAGUUUGCAAAUUGCAACCAUACGACCAUUUAUUUCACAACAUCCAGUUUUUUGUACAUCGCCAUGAACAUUUUUUUGUGUACUGCUACAUUUACAGGCACAUGUGCAGACAUCACUAUGUUGUAAAACCUUUGGAGACCUUCUUCAGCAUAAUAUCCACAGAUGUCCCUGGGGCCUCACUGGCCUCACAAACAAUCUCAAAUAACGUCAUUGGGACUCCUUACUGAGAAGAAAGUCUGUUUUCAAAAAAUGCGGCAGAGGAGCCCACUAUCAAAAGGUGUGAACACGGCAGAGAAUUUCACUUUUUAAGAUCUGAUGAUGACAGAGAGCCCUCCUGCUGCACCUAACAGCAUGGGAGUAACAGACACAGACCAAGGAAGCGAGCGGAUGAGUUCCUUCUGAAACUGAAUCAUUAAGGCGAAGUUAAAUCGUAAGUUUAUGUUUGCUUACCUUUAUGACAUCUGCGUCAGCUACUGAGUCAAUCUGCUGAAGGACUGUGGAUGGUGGUGUAUAUGAACCAGCGACUAGAGCCUGGCACCCGACUUCAUCCAGGAAACCUUCAGAAGACUCCACCGACAUCAAAUAUCCAGCUUUCAGCUUGUUCCUGUCCAAUAAAAGGUGUGUGACUAAGGCAAAAGCCAGCUUUAGAGAGCAGGCGAUUUUAAAGUAUGCUCUCAAACUCUUAAACAUGUGAAUAUGUGAAUUAACAGCUUUGAAAUCUUAGUGUUAAAGCCCUCGUUCUACUGCUUCAGUUCACCAAAUGUUUUAUUAUUUACAUUGUCAUUUAGAAAGUUGUCAAUACAAGAUUAUGCUGAAUUUCAACAGACUGGCUUUUGAUUUUGGAAGGGAAUUUAGAUCUAGUUAAAACUAUUUUAAUGUGAAAUUCUUAUUAGUAAACUAACUCUUGCCUCCUGAUACUUUUUUUUGGGUGCUAAUUGUAGACAUUUCUAUUAAAGAAAAAUAACUUUACAGGCCCAUAAAGCACUGUCCACUCAUCAUAAUGUUGUAUGUAUGCUGUCUUUGUAUUUCUACUCCCCCACCCCAUUUCUAUGCUUGGAUUUGUCUCACCGAGGGGAGGGUAUGGAGAAUGCAGGAGAGAAGAACAGUAUAGUCUUAUAGGUCCCUAAUAGCAACACAAAAGCAAAUUGAAAUAAAAACAAAAUCCAAUUCAUAAUUCUCCCAGAAGGAAACUGGUUUCAAUAAGGUACUUGAGUUAUUUCACUCUCAAAAUCUUUUCUUUUGGCCUCUGCUGUAAGACUUCCAUUUAAACAUAAUUACAAUUUAAUGUAGCAAUUUUGCCAUACUGUCAACUUAAUUUAAAAAUGAUUUUACCGGCAAUAAACCAAGAAAUUAUUGGUUUGUCCCGUCAACAGUGACAUCUUACAUUUUCUUUUUCACUAAGGAAGACUAAACACUUUACAAGAAAAAGUACCAAUUCCGUCAAAAUGGCAGAAAACAAACACAUCUUGACAUUACUAAUCUGAAUUCAUUUUCUACAUGUUGUUGUACCUUGUAAAAACUGUGCUACACUUUAAUACAUUUUCUUAAAUUAGGUUUC
Molecule: messenger RNA, 2470 nt
Organism: Talpa occidentalis (Iberian mole)
Lineage: Eukaryota; Metazoa; Chordata; Mammalia; Eulipotyphla; Talpidae
Gene: PDZD9
Product: PDZ domain containing 9
Exons: 5
Coding region: 120-908 (262 amino acids)
Molecular function (GO): protein binding
Source: RefSeq, a predicted model, not a curated record